UAACUUGAACUGUGCUAAAGUUGGAAACUGGCAGUCGGCGGACGAUGAAGCUUUGUGUGGGGGAGUGAGAGCGAAGGGAGAAUACCCUCACUCCGUCUAUCAUCUCAUCACCGGCUUCGUUCCUAAAGCACAAGACAGCUUCCAUCCCACCACCAACCAACACACACACACACACACACAAAUGACAGCUAGGGAAUACUGUCAAUAUUUUUAGCAUUCUGGAAAAUGUAUCUCUCAGCCGACUGCAGCUGAAAAACAGUCCUGUUGUCCCAGUCCGGCGGUCGCUACCACCAUGAACGUCAGCCCAGAGUCCAUUGCCAGUCCCAGCUCCUAUCAGAUCUGCAACAACUGUCAGAAAGUGCUCAGAAAAAAGGAAAAAGGAAUGCGAAUCCCUCGACCACUGACAAGCGGACCGAGUGCCUUCAUACCAGAAAAAGAGAUCCUGGAGGCGACUCCGGUGGACAUGCACACCAACCUGCUGCUGCUCGUGGGGGACUACUCCUCGUCGGGCCAGCUGAACCACCUCACCCAGGUCAUGGGGCUCCACCCCCAGUAUCUGGAGUCCUUCCUUCGCUGCCAGUUCUACUUGCUGAGGAUAGACGGGCCUCUGCCCCAGCACUACCGACACUAUAUAGCUAUCAUGGCUGCAGCCAGGCACCAGUGUUCGUUCCUGGUGAACAUGCAUGUGCAUGAGUUUCUACAGAUCGGCAUGUGUCUGGAGUGGCUCAACGGGCUGGAUUUCGCUCCACAGAGGCUGAGAAACUUGAACGAGAUCAACAAAAUCCUUGCACAUAGACCAUGGUUAAUCACUAAAGAGCACAUACAGAAGCUGGUGAAGACUGGUGAAAACAGCUGGUCUCUGGCAGAGCUGGUCCACGCCGUGGUCUUGCUGGCACACUUCCACGCCUUGGCGAGCUUUGUCUUCGGCAGUGGUAUCAACCCUGAGGUCGAUGCAGACGCCUCCAACCGCUUCCAGGACGUGUCUGUGAACAACUUCUGUGUCUGUGACCUGGCCAAUGACAACAACCUGGAGGACAGUCUCCUCCCCGGGAUGAUGGAUUCUGUGAGUGAGCUGGAGGCGUUAAUGGAUAGGAUGAAGAGACUCCAGGAGGAGGAAGAGGAGGCCUCGCAGGAGGAGAUGGCCACACGAUUCGAGAAGGAGAAGGAGGAGAGCCUCCUUGUCACCUCUGGAGCUUUUGAAGAUGAAAUUGUUCCAGUCUCCAACGUCUCCCGCUUUGUCAGUGACCCCGCUUUCGGGUACCAGGACUUUGCCAGACGAGGAGAAGACAACCUGCCGACAUUCAGAGCUCAGGAGUUCUCGUGGAAUGACCACGGCUUCUCUCUGGUGAACCGGCUGUAUUCUGACAUCGGCCACAUGCUUGAUGAAAAGUUCCGCACUGUCUCCAACCUAACCUACUACAACAUGGCCACCCAUGAGGACAUUGACACCACCAUGCUUCGGAGGGCGCUGUUUAAUUAUGUGCACUGCAUGUUCGGAAUUAAGUAUGAUGACUAUGAUUAUGGAGAAGUUAAUCAACUGCUUGAGCGGAGCCUGAAGGUUUUCAUAAAGACGGUCACUUGCUACCCUGAGAGAACGACCCGCCGUAUGUACGACAGUUACUGGCGCCAGUUUAGGCACUCUGAGAAGGUUCAUGUGAAUCUGCUGCUGAUGGAGGCACGCAUGCAGGCGGAGCUCCUCUACGCCCUUCGCGCCAUCACUCACUACAUGACCUGAGGCAAGGCAGUCUCCUCCCCUCAAACAAAUGACUCUUUAUCCAACUUUAUCGAUUGUUAGCGCUGAAGGAUCACAAGACAGUCCUGAAACCCCAGUGUCAAAACAUUUUGCCAUGUAUCCCGUGGCAAGUUAAAAGUGCAAUGUGUGUGUGUGUGUGUAUGUGUGUGUGAGUUUCUUGACUUUUACUAAACAGAGUGCUGAGAGACAAGCACUAAAUAUGCUAAGAACUUGUAUAAUAUUAUUUUCUCAUUUUAUAUAUAUAUAUAUAUAUAUAUAUAUAUAUAUAUAUAUAUAUAGAAAUAUAU
Messenger RNA from Polyodon spathula (Mississippi paddlefish), 2040 nucleotides. It is a transcript of the gene sesn3, whose product is annotated as sestrin 3. The transcript has 10 exons. Gene Ontology annotation, molecular function: L-leucine binding; oxidoreductase activity, acting on peroxide as acceptor. Gene Ontology annotation, biological process: cellular response to L-leucine; regulation of response to reactive oxygen species; positive regulation of macroautophagy. Gene Ontology annotation, cellular component: nucleus. The record is from RefSeq and is a predicted model, not a curated record. NCBI's taxonomy places the organism in Eukaryota, Metazoa, Chordata, Actinopteri, Acipenseriformes, Polyodontidae. Bases 293 to 1735 code for a protein of 480 amino acids.